UAGUCAAUCCUCUUUGACUCCAGUACCCACAUUUAACCCAUGUGAAACCGGUACAUUACAAAAUAAUAAAAAAAAUUAACAUAGAGUGAUAAGUGGAUCGACAUUUCUUGUGAGAAUCAGAAACUUAUCAACGACGUAACCAGCACUCUGCAAAGACACCUUACGACAAAUCCAACAAUUUGUGCUUUUGCAAUUAAUUUAAUAGUUAAAAAAUGUCGUCAUUCCUAACCAGAAAAUUCCUCAGCUCCUUGGGGUCCUUCACCAAAUAUUCUCAAGCUGGUGUUUUUUCUGUUCGUCAUUUGAAUUUAUUGGAAUAUCAGAGCAAAGAACUAUUAAAAGACAGCGGAGUGUCUGUGCAGAAUUUCACGAUUGUUGAUGACGCUAAUAAAGCAGACAGUGCUCUUGAUAAAUUUCGGGUCGACGAGUAUGUCAUCAAGGCCCAAGUGCUGGCUGGUGGCCGAGGAAAGGGAUGGUUUGAUAAUGGGUUCAAAGGAGGUGUUCAUCUUACGAAAGAUCCGAAAGAAGUGAAAGACAUCGUGAAACAUAUGUUGGGGCACCGACUUAUCACUAAACAGACCCAUAAGGAUGGCAUCCUCGUUCAGAAAGUCAUGAUAGCUGAGUCAGUGGAUAUACAACGUGAAACAUACGUUUGUAUUCUGAUGGAUCGGGGGUACAACGGGCCCGUCCUGAUAGCAUCACCAGCUGGUGGGAUGGACAUAGAAACUGUCGCUGAGAAAACCCCAAAGCUCAUAAAAACCGUUCCACUGGACAUUUACUAUGGAAUAGAUGAUAAUAUCGCAAAAGAUGUUGCCGAGUUUCUGGGAUUUACUGGGGAGGAUAUUAAGACCAAGGCGAUUUAUGAAUUAAAGAACUUAUGGAAGUUAUUCGUUGACAUUGACGCUCUGCAGAUCGAGAUCAAUCCCUUGGUUGAGACAGCGGACAAGCAAGUAGUUGCUGUUGAUGCGAAAAUUUCAUUUGACGACAACGCGCAAUUCAGGCAAAAGGAUAUUUUUGAGCUUGAGGACACUAAUGAGAAAGACCCGAGAGAAGUUGAGGCUUCCAAGUUCAAUCUUAAUUAUAUUAGUAUGGAUGGAAAUAUUGCAUGUCUUGUAAAUGGCGCGGGAUUGGCAAUGGCAACGAUGGACAUAAUUAAAAUGAACGGUGGAGACCCCGCGAAUUUUCUCGACGUUGGGGGUGGUGUUACCCAAGAUCAAGUAUUCCAGGCAUUUAGAAUUGUCGCCGAAGAUUCUAAAGCGAAAGCAAUAUUCGUUAAUAUCUUCGGUGGAAUCGUCAAUUGUGCGACAAUUGCUAAAGGGAUAGUAGCAGCAGCGAUAACACUAGGAAUAAAGAAACCAGUGGUUGUGAGAUUGCAAGGAACAAACAUGGAGGAGGCUCGCAAGAUCCUCCAGGAGUCGAAUCUCCCAUUCACGAUGGAGAACGACUUGGACGUGGCUGCGAAGAAAGUUGUGGCUGCAAUAAAAUGAUCAAAUUCCUCCAAAAGCAGAUUUUAAAAAAGGACGAAAGAUCAAUACCAAAAAAGAACUGAUCGUACAGCAAAGGAAAUAUUGUUAAAGUAAAUUUCAAAUUUCCAACACAAUUUGUUACUUGUUAUACCGUAGGCUUAGGAAAUCAAGAAAUACAUUUUCAUUAUUACAAACUA
Messenger RNA from Fopius arisanus, 1660 nucleotides. RefSeq names its product Succinyl-coenzyme A synthetase beta subunit, GDP-forming (gene ScsbetaG). The coding region runs from base 213 to 1484 and encodes 423 amino acids. The record is from RefSeq and is a predicted model, not a curated record. Gene Ontology annotation, molecular function: ATP binding; succinate-CoA ligase (GDP-forming) activity. NCBI's taxonomy places the organism in Eukaryota, Metazoa, Arthropoda, Insecta, Hymenoptera, Braconidae. Gene Ontology annotation, biological process: succinyl-CoA metabolic process; tricarboxylic acid cycle. The transcript is spliced from 5 exons. Gene Ontology annotation, cellular component: succinate-CoA ligase complex; mitochondrion.